Messenger RNA from Danio rerio (zebrafish), 4825 nucleotides. The record is from RefSeq and is a predicted model, not a curated record. NCBI's taxonomy places the organism in Eukaryota, Metazoa, Chordata, Actinopteri, Cypriniformes, Danionidae.
ACCCAGCGCCAGCAUUUCAGCAGAAACCGGAGCUCAGGGUGACGCCGGAGAUCGGGUCAUGUUGCUCCUGACUGCUCUAAGAGUGAGGACUGGUGCUGUGUGAUGAACAUGUGCUCAGAGUGUGUUCUCCUCAAGCCGUCGUGACCCACAGCGCCUCAGAGACGCGCACACAUCAGAGUUUCAGCUUCGACAGAACACACACAGCUUCAUAACACGACUCCAGGAUGAAGAAGCCCAUCGAGCAGAGUCAAGCUGAUGAGCUGUGGGCGAGAGACAGCAGCGUGUAGAGGAACAGCUCCUCUCUCUCUCUCUCUCUCUCUCUCUCUCUGGAGGACGCUCAGGCUAUUUACAGAUCCGCUGAGCACACACAGUCCCACAGAUCUGCAGACGCUCCGGUAAACCAGCAGCAUGGAGACCAUGGAGAUGAUGGAGAUCCAGAUGACGGCGCUGGAGGACGAGGAGCACCAGGAGCAGAGGAGCGACGAGCUGGAGGAGCUCAGCAGCAGUCUGCGAGCGCUGGUGCAGGACAGUGCGGUGAAGCCCAAGCUGCAGUGUGUGAUGAUGGACCGCUGUUUCUCCAUGGUCACGGUGCAGAGCGAGGACAGCGGGAUCCAGUGGGAGACCUGCUCCUCUUCCAGCCGCUGCGGCACGCCGUGGCCUCCAGACCUGACCUGCAGUCUCCGCUCACCUGCAGCCGCCGGCAGCAUCAUCGUCAUCAUGGAUGAAGCCCUGAAGACCAGAAGAACCCGGAGGAACCGGUCCGAGAAAGCCAAAUCUGCUCCUCAGGUCAGCCUGGAGGUGCUGGCGGAGGCGGAUCGGCCGGCGAUGGUGGAGGUGUCCAAACCCAACCUGACGGAGGAGCCCGAGGAGCACCGAGCAGAAACACACCAGCAAAUCUUCAGUCUAGUGUCUGAGGGCUCGGAGAUCCUGAACAUCAUCGCUCCGGCCGGGGUCUCCACGGUGGAUGAGGAGGAGAGCGGCGGCCUGGAGGAUCAGCUGUAUUACCUGCAGGAGACGCCGGCCGUGAAGCCCACAGAGACCCUGGAGGAGUCUGGAGAUCUGCAGGAACAGCCUGAGGAGCGUCCUGCGCUUCCAGAACCGCCGGUGCCAGUGCCAGUGCCGCUCCCGCACAUACAGCUGACCCGCAGAGCAGCCAGUGAAGAUUACUUCGAGAAGUUCACACUUCUGGACAGCCGAGCGCCGUCAGGAGCCGCAGCGCUGGAGGAAGCACCGCCGCACACACAGGAGAGCGGCGAGCAGCAGGAGGAGAAGGCGGAUCCUCCAGAAGAGGAAGCUCCCUCAGAAGUGCGCACUGCGGUCAGCAUGCUGGACAUCUCCGGAGAACAUCUGGACGACGUGUUUUACGGCGGAGGUGGAGACCCGAUGGAUCACGACUCUGCGUCCACCAGGGGGCGAGAAUCAAGCAAGCCCUCAGUGAAGGAGAGCGGCAGCGCUCUGUUCACCACUGAAGAACCCGUUCUGACACCCGUAUUCCUUCCUGAAGGGCCUCCGAAGAUCAUCGACCAGAUCCUGCUGGAGGAGCCCAAAGCGCUGGCGUUCCUGUACUCGGACCUGUACGCGGACGCCGUCGGCUCCAGAGCCAAGCGCAGCGAGGAUGAAGACGCCGCCUCGGAGAAGUCCUUCCACAGCCAGCAGUCGGACUCUGAGGACAGAGGAUACCUGGAGAAGUUUGUGCUGAAGGUGGAGGCUCCACGGGGGCCCGAGAGAAUCCUGAAGCCGGAGCCGGCUCAUGUGGAGCCGCAGGGGCCCGUCAGACUAGCCGGAUAUCUGGAGGACCACCGAGAGCAAGAAGCAGGAGGAGAAAAGCAUGAGGAGGAGACAGAGGAGAUCACAGACUUCUUCAGAAACAGCGCAUCCUCAUCACCAUGCCAACCUGCGGAGCCGGAGCCGGAAGAGGAGCCGCUCACCAUCAGGACACCUCGGGUCAGCUUUAAAGACACCGAUACACACACCAGCCACCCUCACACACUCUCAGAGGACACACACACACUGGCAGACCAGACUGAGGACUUCUCGGAUGAGUUCCUCCCGGUGGAGAUCAGUGAGGACUGUCCGGCGUGGGAGGAGAAGCUGCCGGCGCUCAGAGCUGCUGCGCUCAAAUCAGAUGAAGGAAAGCGGAAACCCAGCGAUAAACCAGUCCUGACCCAGAGUCCGGCGAGAGCCGCGAGCGCUCCACACAAACCCUUCCUGGACCUGAGCGCACUGAUGCCUGUGGAGGAGCAGGAGGAGGACACGGCAGAGGUCAGAGGUCAGCCCACAGACGCUUCACUGUCUGAAACGGCUCAUGAUGGAGAUGCUGGAUCUCCCUCUCUCCCUCCGACACACAACUGAUGUGAAAAUACAAUGAGACUCAGCCCGACAUGUUGAUUUGUGAAUGACUCUCAGUCGAUACCGCACCUGCUGGACAUGUAGAGUACUGCACUACACCUGCAGUUCAGGUUACUCUCAGUGUGCACAGUUCAGUCAUGAUUCAGUUCCUCUUCAUCAGACGGUGUCGCAGCAGCUGAACACUGAGGAAGUUCUAGUCGAGUGAAAGGCUUGAGUCCAGCGCUGCAAUAACACACAUGCAGAUCAACUCUGUGGCUGAUUUAGAUGUUGAAACCUUAGAAACAGACGUCUGUAAGUGCUCUACUGUCACUCAUUUGUGAAUAUUCGCAGGUGGCUGGAUUAUUAUGGCCUGUAUUUUUCUGAUCAAACACUUCAUCAUGUCUUGAACACUCUGCUGGUGGAUGAACAGAUCAUAUUCGGCAUAACUCGUCUCAUUUAACAGAUGUUGCUCACGUGUGUGUGCGUGUUUGUGUGUGUGUGUGUGUUCAGAUUUGUAUAUAAUACUUUAUGAACACUCUAAAAAAUACUCUUUAGACCCAACAAAAAAUUAAAAAAAUACGCAACAGUUUGCAUCAAUAUUUUCAAGUUACAAUCUGACAAAAUUAAGUUCAGACAACAACCUUCAUUAUGUUAGCUGAACGACCUGUUCCUCCUCAAUCAGAGGCAUUUUUACAUAGCAGAAACUAUAUUUUUUAAGUUGGGUACUCAAAAAAAUGAAGUUGUUUCAACUAAUGUUUUUUAAUUAAAAUGUAAAAUAACUCCAGUGUUAUGUACUGAACUAUAAUUAUACAUGCAGGUUUCCAAGUUUAGAAGCUCAAAUAAAUGAAGCAGCUGAAAUUGUUAGAUAUUUUUGUACGAUUUUAAAUUGAUUGUUUUAGUCACUUGUAAGAAAUACAUUUAACAACAACAUUUUUGUUUUCCAGUAAUUUCUUAUUCAUUUUAAACCCCAGUUUUCAGUAUUUUACAAAACAAAAGUGUGAACUGACCCAAAUAAACAGUAUGACAAACACCAAAAACAUCAGUGCAUGGACUUAAAGAUACAAAACAACAUCAAGUGCAACAAACUGAGCCAAAUCUACUCUGAAAUACGUGGAGACUUCAGCAAGUACUGCUCUGGAGACGCAUUACUGUUGCACUGGGCUUCAGUCCAUCAAGUUUGAGAAACUUCACAAGUAUAUUUAAGUUCCUUGAGGAAGCUGAGAUUCAGACUAUAUAUAAUGCCCAUCAGCAGAGCACUGGAGAUAUCCAUCCCAUAGCAUUCUGAUGCCCUCAACCAUGAUGGUUUCCAUCUUGUGGUUAAAUUCCAAAUUAGACAGAUCACCAAUGAUAGACAUGGUCAUCACUUCCCUCUCAACCUCCUCCUCAAAUUCUUGUGUAUUCUAGAAAAGCUCUCUGCGUUACUACAAGUUAAAUAUUGUUUCAAACUAAUUAACAGACACAUUUCCCUUUAAAUACAUGUUUUUAGUUAUGUAAUUCAAUAUUUUCCUGUUGUGAAAACUUAAUAAAAUUAUUCUGGCAACUUAAAAGUUUAAUCUAAUCAGCAAUUUAGAAUUGUUAGAUUACAACAAAUAUUAAACUAGUAGUAGCAGACCUCUUGAGUUAUUUUUACAUUACAUUAGCCAAACACUCAUGGCCAGCUGGUUGAAUUCAACAGGUAAAUGUGAAUAUAUAUAUACACAUACAGAUAUACUUUUACCCUUUUUGUUGUAGUUUAAUGAAAGAUAUCAAGAUGAACAAUCGCCAGUAAAGUCAGUAAAGUUCCUCAAUCUGCUGCUCUACAUGAUCUGUUCAACACUUGCUUGAAACAGGGAAACCCAGCAGCACUCAGGAGCGCAGGAUGAUCUGCUGUCAUGGCUUUACUGUCAAUAAAUGUGAUUAUAAUGGAAGUCAAUGGGGCAAAGACAGUCCGUCUGAACAGAGUGUGUUGAUGAGUUUCUGAAAUCAGAAUAUUUGCUGAAAGAGAGAGCUGUGGCCAAAUCAAGCCUCAAAAUCAGCCCAGAGUGGAAGAAAUCGACCCAACAGCACACAAGGGGUUAAGUGCAGGAAAUGCAGACUCUGCUGAUCAACAUCACUCAUUAAUAAAUGUGAACGCUCACCUGCUGCUCAGGUAGAAUCAGGAUCAGGAUCCACUUCAGAUCUGCUUCCACCAGCUCCAGAUGAAGAGAGACGUCAUGAAACACAAAGCUCACAUCAUCAUGCAAUAUACACAUAUAUUAAGAGCCGGGGGGGAGAACACUUUCAGAAACUAAUCAUCAACAGUAAUUGCACUUGUCUGUGCCAAUGGCGUAGUGGAAAGUGCAUUGACACAUGCACUUUAGUGCUUACGGCGGCCCGAGUUUGAUUCCCGCCCCGAGGUCCUACGCCGACCCUUCCCCUCUCUCUGCUCCCCGUGCUUUCCUGUCAAUUUCUCUACUGUAUUAUCCAAUAAAGGUGAAAACCCAGAAUCAGUCAAUAAAUAAAGUGCACAUAAUCUGUC